This is a messenger RNA of Pelagomonas calceolata, 4076 nucleotides long. The record is from the annotation of a GenBank genome assembly. Lineage: Eukaryota; Pelagophyceae; Pelagomonadales; Pelagomonadaceae.
UAUUGGCAUUGUGACUUGUGCCAAGCCGUGGUGCUGCCGCGUGCAGGACCUGGCGGACACGCGGGGGCUUCAUCCGAGUCCGUGCCGUCGUCGCGCCGCCUGCGCUGCCCGCGUAGGCACCGCCUUGGACCCAGGGUCACUCGCCACUGCCUGGCUCCGGCGCCGCGGCGGCGGCGCAAACCGCACGCGUCGUCGGCCGUGGCAUCAACAACAAAGCAAACAAACCAUGGCGACGCCCGCGCCGACGCCCAAGCCUACACCUCAACCCACGCUCGCGCCGACCCCGGAAACCUGGUCCGGCGACUCGCUGUACGUGGCCUUCUAUUUGAGUUUUGGGUUAUUUUGUUGUUUACUCGUAUUGUUCGACGUCCUCCGCUUGAAGAUGUGGUGGGUCUACGAGCCGCGAUUGGUCCACAAGAAGUAUCAAGCCCCGAAGACGCCAGACGCGCCCCCUCGCUAUCCUUUAGGAUGGUUGGUGGCCGUCCUGCGGAGCUGGCCCGACGAGACGUUUUUGAGGUAUUCGGGAGUGGAUGGGCUCGUGAUUAUUUACUUUUUGCGAUUUGCCACGAACCAAUGCUUCUUCUGCACGAUUGUUGGGCUUCUGGUCUUAGUACCGUCCUAUAGGACCGGGAGAGGUUUAGCGGCUCUAGAAGACUCAGAGAGGGGAGAUAGGUGGUCCUUUUCGCUCAAUACCGUAUUAAACAUCAAGUGUAGAUUUCCAGUCAACGACGACGAGGCCGAAGAAGUUCGGGACAACUUGCCCCUGUUUCCCGGGUGUGCGAACGGGCAUUCGGACUUUCGAUUCAUACUUAUUGUUUUAUGUGCGUGGCUGUUCACGCUACGAGCGCUGUCGGGUCUAGCGGCGAACUAUCAAAGAUUUAUGCACCUGCGGCACUGGUAUUUGACAUCUGGCCUUAGUUCACAUCGAGAUGCGGACCCGGUCGACGCUCAGAGAGCUUUGACGGUCAAAGUCGAACGCGUACCUCCUAGAUUGAGAUCAAGAAAAGCUCUUCGACGAAAAUUUGAACAUUUGUGUGGCGCGGGCACGGUGCAUUCGGCCCAGCCCAUGGUCGGUGACUUAAGAGAACUAAAUAAGCUCGUGGCGAGGCGAGAUAGAGCGCAUGCCGCUUGGGAAGAUGCGAAGCAAAGGGGCGCCAAGCUCGCGAGAGACGCGGAGAAGAAGCUCGUCAAGCGGCAUGGGGGAGACGCCUUGUCACGCUUGCCUCCUAGACCUAGAAGUCCGUGGCGGCGCGUGCGGAACGCGAUUUGGUUUCAAGAUUUGGAGACAUUGCAAGAGCCUGUACAACGAUUGGACUUUGACGACGAGGAGUCGCCCUCGGAAGCGGCUCGUAGACGUAGUGUCGGGGCGCGCCAAGAUAGCACGGAGCGAGGUAAAGCGAUAGAAGACGUCUCGCGGGAGGCGACAAGACGCCUAUCCUACGCCAUCGAGGAGACGGACUCCGAAGCUACCAGUACAACAUUGGGCGACCUGAGUCCGAGACCCCAGAGACGAUGGUUUUGUAGGAAGAGGCGCGACGCGCGAGUGCCAGUCGUACAACAUCUAACUAUAGGAUGUUGCGACGUCGGUCCUUCCUGCUCAUGCUUGCGUGGUGUGCUGCCGGACGACUACUACGUGGAUAGCGUACCGUACUACGAUCGACUGGUCAAGGAUCUGGAUUUAGCGAUCCGCCGAGAACACUUCGCGAAAAUGAAUAAAGUCAUGCAGGAACCUCGGCGCGAGUGGUGGUUGAGGCCUUCUGCUCCUCAAACAGUGGAGAAGAAGUGGAAGACCUGGCGGGGCUGCUUUUGGAGGGUGGACGACGAGUUGUCGUCAGAUGAUGAUGAGGAGCAGGUCCAGACGCGAGGGAGAUUACCUAGCUGUAUUUUGACGCGGGACGGGCGGGGCUGGUCCGAAACCAGUGUUACGGUCCAUGAUUCGCCGGGAUCUGAUCGCGACGCGAUGCGUCGGAGAGACGCCAGAGAAGAGGCGAACAAACGCCUCAAAAAAAGACGAGAGAAGGGCUGGAAACGAAUUGUCGGGAGGGGCACGGCGACCGGUCAUUGGCUCGUCACGAUCGCGUCGCUACCCUUCAGAAGCUCAAUAAAAGACCUGUGUCGAAGGUCGAAAGAGUAUAUAAAAGACUAUCCCUACAUGUCAACUUUCGACGCCCUGAAAGAUGGGUUGUACUCAUUAUUGAUUACCUUUUUAAGGAUCGCAUUGCCUUGUAGUCCACAUAUCGACGAAGCGAGUGUGCAGAUGGAGGGGUUUCGACCUAGCAGUACCGCCUUCGUCACCUUCACGAAACCGACGGCGAAGCUCGAAGCGAUCCAUUCCUUGCUGGCCGCCCAACCGUUUGCGAUGACGGCUCGAGAUGCGCCCGAACCUCGAGAUGUUAUAUGGGAGAACGUUUUUUUACCGACUGAAGCGGUUACGAGACGAAAGUGGGUCAUCGAGCUGGGACUGGGGGCCUUGACGAUCUUCUGGGCUACUGUUGUCACGUUCUGCUCGUCUUCCGCAAUCCUAGCGGAUAAGUUGUUCGGGUUUGACCCCGAGAGCGCGACGGCGCGGGCGUUCGCUUCCAUAAUUCCUAUCCUGCUCUUGUUGUCUAUUUUGAAUUUACUACCGUUGAUCUUCCAGACGAUCGCGCGCUUCUACGAGCGGCUCAAGUCGCAUUCGGAAGUCGACCUGUCAGUGGUGGAGCGUUUUUUCCGAUUUCAGUUCGUGAAUGUCUACGUGGCCAUAUUCAUCACGGCCAUACUUGAGCAUCUACAGCAGGCCUGGCAGUCGCCACUAGCGUUCGUCCAGAUGGUCGGGCAGGGCACGCCCCGCGUGUCCUUUUAUUUUGCGAAGUUGUUAGCGUUUCAGUGUGGGGCCUCACCACUAUGGUUAUUGAGGACCUGGCCCCUCGUUUCUCGUGGAUUCAAGUUCUACACGGUCCAGCCGCCCGAACUACCAGGCAUGCUGUACGGCUGGGCCUUCCCGAAGGUGAGUCUCGCUAUCUCGGCGCCGCGACUCUGACACGACUUGACCUUGGAUUGCCACGCAGGUGAUGAUGACGUUCACGAUCUUUUGCACGUUCUGGGUCUUCGCGCCGGUCCUUUCUUUUUUAGCGUUGAUCUAUUUCGUGCUCGUGCAGUGCGCGUUUCGCUAUUUGAUACUGUACGUGCACAUGCCGGUGUAUGAGUCCGGUGGGCUGUUCUACUAUCGCAUGGUCGACCGGGUGCUGUUCGGGCUGACGGUGUCCAACAUCGUAGUGUUGUUCUGGCUCGCGUCCGUGAAAUUGUGGGGCUACGCCGUGAUGGUCGCGCCCAUCCCACUGAUCGUCGUGGCCUUCGGGCGGUUCGCGCGCGAGGCCUACGAGAAGCCGUCUCGGGAACUGCCUCUGGAUGAAUCGAGAUUUAGGGACCAUUCCGUCCAGAGCGAGGUCUCUCAAAGAUUUGAUGCCGCGCUGUACACGCAGCCGGCGUUGCGGGAUCGGGGCGAUUUGGACGCGGACGCGGAGCUCGCGGCGAUGCUAAGAGGCGACGAAGACGUCGAGGACGAGCCCAUCAAACGGAAAUGCUGCGGCCGGCGCGCGAGGGAGAAGGAGGAGGAGGUGCGCGCCGUGCGGCGCGCGUCGUUGGCUGGAAGACGCAUGACGCUGCGGGUCCCGGACGCGCAGCAGCCCUACGAGGCCUCGAGGGAGGAGCGGCGGCGCGUGUCCGCGCGGCUGUCCAUGGCGUACCGGGGCGAGGCGGACUUCUUCGUGGGCGGCGAGGACGCGAAGGAGGCGCCGGCCGACGAGACGCCCUCCCCGCAAGACGGCGCCUUCUUCCCCCCGGCGGACACGACGCCGCCGGCCGCGGCCGACGAGCGGGACGCGGCGCGGUCCGCGCUGCGGCGGCUCCAGGAGAUGGACUCCGGGUCAUCGGACCUCGCGACGCAGCCCACGGACGAGCCCGACGUCUUCGUGAAGCCGCGCGCGCGGCGCGUCGAGCUCGUCCCCACGCGGCCGGCCGGCGCGCCCAUGCCGCCGCCGCCGCCGCCCCCGGGCCCGCCGCCGCCCGGGCCGCCGCCGGACACGACCACGCUGUAA